AUUAAGAAAUUUGCAACGAGUGAGGAUCAGGGGGAAGGGAAACACGGCAGGAUCCUUCCGCCGUGGGGGACGUCGCUUCUGACGUCACUCAAACACGUUAACCACACACAAUUAAGUUUUUAUUCCUCCUCCUCUCCCUCAACUUUAAUACACCUAUUUAAUACAGCUGUGUCGGUAUGUAGUUGAAAUCGAAAUUGGAGAAUUCGAGAAGUUUUUAUUUUAACAAGUUGGAUUUGAAAUCGCGAAGAUAUGGAAAGAACAGAACCUGAAUCAUCAAAGGGGCGGAGAGUGGUGGUUAUCGGCGGCGGAGUCGCCGGCUCUCUUACCUGUAAAUUGCUUCAGUUCGAUUCCGAUCUCACCCUCAUCGAUCCGAAGGAGUAUUUUGAGAUUACAUGGGCAAGUUUAAGGUCAAUGGUGGAGCCAUCUUUUGCUGAAAGAUCAGUGAUAAACCACAAGAAGUAUUUACAAAACGGUCGUGUUGUGACUUCUCCAGCUGUUAAUAUCACAGACACUGAUGUUGUUACCGCUGAUGGGCUUGUCUUUGGUUAUGAUUACCUUGUCAUUGCUACUGGUCACAAUGAUGUGCUUCCCAAAACUAGGCAAGAGAAGCUUUCUCAAUACCAAGCAGAGUAUGAGAAGAUCAAGUCCUCUGAGUCGAUUCUGAUUGUUGGUGGAGGCCCGUCGGGUGUGGAGCUUGCUGCGGAAAUAGCUGUUGAUUUCCCAGAGAAGAAGGUUACUAUUGUACACAAUGGACCGAGAUUGCUGGAGUUUGUUGGCCAAAAAGCUGCAGACAAGGCAUUGGAUUGGAUGAAAUCCAAGAGAGUUGAAGUGCUAUUGAACCAAAGGGUUGAUUUGAAAUCAGCUUCGGACGGAAAUAAAACAUACAAAACAUCAGGAGGUGAAACGAUACACGCAGAUUGCCACUUCCUUUGCAUUGGAAAACCUUUGUCUUCAGAAUGGCUUAAGGGAACUCUUCUGAAAGAUAACUUGGAUGGCAAAGGAAGGCUGAUGGUUGAUGAGUACUUGAGAGUUAAGGGUCGCAAGAAUGUAUUCGCAAUUGGUGAUAUUACUGAUGUCCCGGAGAUGAAACAAGGCUACAUUGCUGAGAAACACGCCUCUGUGGCUACAAAGAACAUAAAGCUGUUGAUGUCUGGUGGGAACGAGAAGAAGAUGUCGAGUUACAAGCCUGGUCCAGAUAUUGCCAUAAUAUCUUUAGGAAGAAAGGAAUCAGUGGCUCAGUUCCCAUUCUUGACAAUCUCGGGUUGCGUUCCUGGUUUGAUCAAAUCCAAGGAUCUGUUUGUGGGGAAGACGAGGAAGGCGAGAGGGUUGGAUCCUAAUGUUGUGGAGCCUUGAAAGAUUGUGUUUAUCAGUUUUAAGUUUCUUCAUGAGAUUCUUGUGCAGACGCUUUGGUCUUCUUUUUCAUUUCAUGUUUGCUGUGUGUUGAUUUGGUUUAGUCCUUUUUUCUUGGUUUUCACAGGAGAGGGUUUUGGUGUGAUUUUGUGUCGUAUACUGAAUUUGUGCAUCUUAAUUUGGCCACACUACUUUGUAUCAGUGAUACUACAGAGUACAAAUUGAUAAAGCAUUCAAGAAAAUGAGACUA
Messenger RNA from Camelina sativa (false flax), 1600 nucleotides. RefSeq lists its product as uncharacterized. Gene Ontology annotation, cellular component: cytoplasm. Gene Ontology annotation, molecular function: flavin adenine dinucleotide binding; electron-transferring-flavoprotein dehydrogenase activity. The record is from RefSeq and is a predicted model, not a curated record. Lineage: Eukaryota; Viridiplantae; Streptophyta; Magnoliopsida; Brassicales; Brassicaceae.